This is a messenger RNA of Monoraphidium neglectum, 5427 nucleotides long. RefSeq lists its product as hypothetical. The coding region runs from base 1 to 5427 and encodes 1808 amino acids. The record is from RefSeq and is a predicted model, not a curated record. The transcript has 20 exons. NCBI's taxonomy places the organism in Eukaryota, Viridiplantae, Chlorophyta, Chlorophyceae, Sphaeropleales, Selenastraceae.
AUGGCCGGCCAGGCGGUCACCUUCACGGUGAUCAACCGUGCCUUCACCCUCGACGCCGCCGUCGUCGGCGCGAAUGGCGCUGUGGUCGUGGGCAACGACCUGCUGCUGCAGCCUGACGCGAGCAGCGCAAUGGCCGCAAUCCGUGUGGUGGCCGGCAGGGGCGUGGACCCCCUGGCCAUCCAGCACAUCCGCAACGCCAACUGCGAGGUCAGCGGCGGCAUCCAGGUGAUGGCCACCGCGGACAACUCCACCGCCAAGUACUUCAUGUACAACUGCAGCGUCGCCGCGGGCAGCCAGCCCAUCGAGAUCAGCUUCAGCGCGAACGACACCCAGGGCGCCUGCAGCGUGACCAAGGAGUUCGAAAUGAACGUCGGCACCGUCCGCCCCUGGUCCCUUGCUGCUCCCCCGCUCUACGAGCUUGACCAGUGCGCCGGGGCCGCGCGCCUCGGCCGUGUGGACAUCCCCAUAACCUUGGACGACAGCAACGGCCUCGAUCUGAGCCCGGGAGACAUGGUGGUCGAUGCCGGCGGCGCCCAGUGCGCGCCGGUGCCGUACAGCGAGCCGAGGUCGACGCACCCCAAGGUGCUGACCUACUCCUGCACCAACCUGAUGGCAGGCAGUUACGCCGUGAACUUCGUGGUCUCUAAGUACCGUGAGCCCCCGGGGGUCAUGAAGGCCUUCCUCCGCGCCGUCGCCCGCCAGAGCUUCAUCUUGAUCCAGAAUGGCUCUGCCAGCGACGCCGUGAUCGACGUCGCGAUCGCAGGCGGGCUGACGGCCGGUGACAUCAUGUCUAGCAACGCGGCCUGCGCCCUGUUGCCCAGCAGUGUGGCCUCGGGCAGCCUCACUUUUGUGUGCAGGCAGCUGCCCCUCGGCGCGACGACAAUCGGCUUCUGGGCCAACAAGACAGGCUGCUCUGCCGCGGACAGCGUUGUUGUUUCCGUCGCGUCGGCCGCCAACCUGGACACGGUCGUGCCCGUCAACCCCUGCGCGGCGUGCGAGCAGUGCAUCAAGACCGCAGCGAGCUUCGCGGCAACCGUCCCCCCCUCCGCCGGCGCCGGCGCCGUCGCCGCGCUCUUCAGCGCGCGCUGCGCCGCCGAGCAGGCCGACCCCGUCGCCUGCGCCCUCGUGGCGCGGGCCAUCGCGGACAGCAACAACGGCAACUUUGGCCGCCGCCCCGCCGCGCUGUGCUAUGCCCUGAAGCAGUGCCUCCCCCAGCUGGGCUGCCGCGUCACGGUCACCAACUCGAGCAACACGGCGCAGAACUACACCGCUGGCCUGGACGCCUGCACGUCCAACGGGGUCGUGUCUGGCCCACCCGCACCCCCAGUCACGGCCCCCUCUGGCUGCGGUGCCGACGCCGACUGCGCCAGCACCGCCGGCACCUACUGCGACACCACCGCCGCCGCCGCUAAGGCCUGCACUUGCGGGGCCCUCGGCUUUGACGCGUGCCAGCUGCGGGGCCAAUGCUCGCCGCUGUGCGCCAAGCGGGACGUGGUCGACUACAUGCGGGCCCAGAACAGCCAGAUGAAGCUGUGUAACACCACAGCACCCACGCCCUGCGUCGACCCCGCCGACACCUGCGCGCCCCUGGCCGCCAAUCCGCGCCUUGCGGCCAAGUGCUUCCUGCUGACCUGCGCCGGCGGCGUCGUCAGCCCCACCCCCUGCGUCGGCUCCGACGGCGUGUGCGUGCCAGCGGAGCGGCUGGCAGUCGCCGCCAAGUUCACGGACGACCGCCGCGCCAUCGUCGUCACCCUCAACGCCCCGGCCAAGGCCGCCAAAUUCACGUGCGACCAGCUGUUCCUCACGUCCCUCACCGCCGCCAAGGCCGGCGGCGCCAAGGCGUUCUGCGAGGCGGCCGGCACGACGCUGACCGUCCGGCUGCCGCCGGUGGCCACGGUCCUGCCCGGCGUCGACAGCAUGAUCAUCCCUGCCAACCAGACGGUGCUGCUGCACGACCUGACGGGCGCUGCCUUCAAGACCAGCGGCAACCUGGCCAUCGCGGACGCGGACUCGCCCGCCGCGCCGGUCGCCGUACUCUCUGCGCCGCUGUCCGUCUCAAAGCCCUGCGGCGGCAGCCCCGCUGCAGUGGACGUGGUGCUUGACGCCGGCCUGUCUUACGACCCCUCUGGGCGCCCCCUCAGCACGAUCAUUUGGAACCUGGCGGAGGGCGCCAGCGCCCCCAUCGCCGCUGCCAUCGCGGCGGUGAACGCGCGCCUCGGCGACGGCACCAACAAGACCCGCCUCGUCAUCCCCGCCGACGCCGUGUCCAACGUGAGCGUGGGCACCUACGUCAUCUCCGCCGCCGCCCGCAGCGCCUUCUCCCCCGCCACCGUCGGCGCGAGCGCGACCCUCAAGAUCACCGCGGCUGGCAAGGCCCCGAUCAUCAGCGUGGUGGGCCCCACGGUGGACAGGCCCUUCCUCAUCCGCGACGGCUUCAAGGUGUCCAGCACGCUGGUGCCCGAAUCGGUCUGCCCCGGGAAGGAGGUGAGCUACCUGUGGAACGGACUGGACGACGCCGGUCAGCCCUGGUCCUCAGUCCGCAACUACACCCAGAAGACGCUCGUCGUGCCCGGCCCCGUGGCGGACGUCUCCCCCGACCAGCGCCGCACGCUGCAGCUGACGGCGGCGAUCGUCGGGGACGAGGCGUUCGCGGCGGUCGCGGCGGUGACGCUCAGGGCGCAGGCGUCGCCGCUGGUGGCGGCGGUCAGGGGGCCGAGCGACUUCAAGGGGACGGCCACCAUUGUCGUCAGCGCCGCCGGCUCCUACGACCCUGAUGACCCCCGCGGCGUGAACCCCCUGGCUUUUGAUUGGUUGUGUCAGCGCGACGACGGCAAGCCCUGCUUCGGCGCCGCGGGCCGCGGCAACGUCAACGGCGCCACCUGGACGAUCCCCGCCGGCACCCUGGAGACGGGCGCGGCCCACACCUUCAGCGUCACCGUGUCAAAGGGCUCCCGCUCCGCGACCGCCACCCUGGCCGGCGUCAAGCCCCGCCCCGCCAGCGUCCCCACCGCGUCCCUCUCCCGCGCCUGCGCCGGCCCCUGCCCGCCCAAGCACUCCGCCAGCCAGCCCCUGAGCCUCGUGCUGGCGCUGCCGGCCGCGUUCAGCGACGCGGUGGUCUCGUGGAAGCUCAACGGUCAGCCUGUCGCCGGCGAGGUCCUGCCCUCCAUCACCAUCCCCGCCGUGUCGCUGCCCGCCACCGGCGAUGACGUCACCGUCUCCGCCGACAUCACGUUGGACGGCCAGACCGGCACCGCGGCCGUGGCCGUGCCGAUCAACAAGGCGCCCUACUGCAAGUCGGCCGCCUCGGACGGCUGCCUCUCUGUCGUCAUCAAGAGCGCCACCUUCCCCACGGCCGAGUUCGUGGCGUCAGUGCCCACUGCCAACGUCGCCGAUGACGACGGCGACGUGCAGGCUCUGACCUACCAGUGGGGCGUCCGCGCCGCCGGCAAGGACCGGCCGCUGCUCAUCGACCGCGCGGCGUCCUUCCGGUUCACGGCGCUGCCCGUCGGCGCGACAGAGAUAUACGUGCGCGUGUCGGACGCGCAGGGUGCGGCGUUUGAGACUGGGGCCGUCGUGCUGGUCAAUGCGCCUGCCGCGAGCUUCGACGCGGGCGCGGCCAUCGCCAGCGUCGACACCUCCCAGGCCAUCGCCACCGGCGACCCGGCCGCCAUCAACGGCGCCGCCCGCUCGGUGGCCCAGCUCGCCGCCUUCGGCCCCCCGGCGGACGCCUCCGCUGCAGACCGCGCCGCAUUCAGCGCCGCCGUCGACACCCGCGCCGCGGCGCUGCUGUCAGCCAGCGGGGACGCGGUCGACUCGUCAGACCCCCAGGCGGCGCAGACGGCGGCGGCAAGCGCGGCGGAGGUGCUCGGGGCGAUGACCAACGUCACGGACGCGGCCAAGGCGGCCGCGCUGAAGAUCUGCGGAGCACUGGUCGAGUCGGCGCUGCUGGCCGGCCAGGCCAUGCCGCCGAGCGCGGUGUCUGCCGCGGCCUCCCUCAUCGAGGCCGGCGGCCCCGUGGCCAACCUGCCCGCCGAAAACUGGCGCACCGCCGCCCAGAUCAGCAUCGAUGAGGUGGCCCAGAAGGCAGCUGCUGGGAAGCUGCGCGGCCUGCUGGAUGCCCUGGCGCAGGUGGUGGACCUGCUGGCUCAGGGCGCCAACCCCGCGGACGGCGUGCUCACAGCAAGCAGCGACGGCAUCUUCCUCUCCGCAGCCAACCAGCCCGGCCGCGCCCUCAACGGCAUGGACGUGGCAGCCGGCGCCGCCCAGGUCGCCUUUGUGGGGCCCUUCGUGGCACCCUGCACCAGCGUCAAUGACAGCGGGGUGGAGGUGACCGCGCCUUGCGAGGACGGCGUCCUGGCGGUCACGGCGCAGUUCCACCAGGACUCCUCGCUCUUCACAGACGUCCGCACCAAGGCCGGGCUGGGCAUCUUGGUCGCCGGCGACACAACCACCACCGUCCCUUCUGGCGCCAUCGUGCUAUCCGCCUCCGGCCAGGACCCCACCACCGCCGCCCUCCCCUGCGCCGCCGGCGCGACCUGCUCAGCCGCCAUCAAGCUGCCGUUGCCCGCGCCGGUGGCGGCCGCCGCGCGCCGCCUGCUGGCGCAGGGCUCCGGCGUCGAUUACACCUGCAUCCGCCUGGCUUCCAACACCCAGUUCCAGGCCGAGCCGUCAACCUCGGCCGUGGUUGAUACAACCUCCGGCUCUCCGACCGUCACCUGCACCGUCACCCGCGCCGGCACCUACCUCAUCGCUGCGACGCCGGUCGCGCCGCCGCCGUCGGCGUCCCCGUCCCCGUCGCCCGGCACCGGCGGCGCCGGCGGCGACGGCGGCGGCGCCGGCGGGGCCGUGGACCAGACUGGGGAGACGGCGUAUGACGUUCCGGCCAGCACGCAGCCGUACGCUUUUGACCUGCGGUUUGUGGGUAUGGACUAUGCUGAGAUCAUGGCAAACACAGUGGAGCGCCUGCAGUUCAGGUCAGACCUUGUGGCGGUCGUUGCGGCUGCAACUGACAUCCCCCGCAGCAGCAUCCAGGUUGGCGCCCUGACAGAGGGGUCAGUGAGGGCCACGGUGACGUUCCACGUGCCACGGGACUGGACCCCCGCCCAGGUCAACGCCCUGGUCAACGCCAUCACUACCAACCCUGAUGCUCUUUUCGAUGACAACUUCAGGGCCACUUACGGCUUCACAGGGGUGGAGGCCGCCCUCAGCGCGGCGACCCCCGCGCCUGCCGCCGCCGCGGGCGCCGGCAGCCUGACGCCCGGUGCGCAGGCCGGCAUCGCGAUCGGCGUCAUCGUCUUUGCGCUGGCUGUCGCCGGCGGGGCGCUGCUCUACUGGCGGCGCCGCCGCAUGGCCGCGCGUGCGCUGCCGGGGGAGUUUGACUCUGUUGGCGCUGCCUACGUGGCCCCCGAGGACGGCGCCAUCGUCUGA